Molecule: messenger RNA, 727 nt
Organism: Poeciliopsis prolifica (blackstripe livebearer)
Lineage: Eukaryota; Metazoa; Chordata; Actinopteri; Cyprinodontiformes; Poeciliidae
Product: gamma-synuclein-like
Exons: 5
Coding region: 35-358 (107 amino acids)
Biological process (GO): chemical synaptic transmission; synapse organization; synaptic vesicle endocytosis
Cellular component (GO): axon terminus; neuronal cell body; cytoplasm
Molecular function (GO): cuprous ion binding
Source: RefSeq, a predicted model, not a curated record
CAGAGGCAGCAUCUUCACCUUCAUCAUCUUCAUCAUGGAUGCUCUGAGGAAGGGAUUCUCCGUGGCUAAGGAAGGCGUCGUCGCCGCCACUGAGAAGACCAAAGCCGGCGUGGGCGAGGCCGCGACCAAGACCAAGGACGGAGUCAUGUAUGUGGGAAACAAGACGAUGGAGGGCGUGGUGACGAGCGUCAAUUCAGUUGCUCAGAAAUCCACUGAACAGACCAACGUUGUUGCCGACACCGCGGUUGCCGGGGCCAACGAGGUUGCCCAGGCGACGGUGGAGCGCGUGGAGAACGUGGCGAGCGGAUUGGUCAAGACGGCUGCAGCAGCAGAUCAGCCUGAACCUGCAGCUCAGUAGACUCAGAAUGUUUCCGUCACAGAGGAGAGAAGAAGAACUCAACGCUAACCUGCUGCUCUGCUGCUCCUCCUCUGCAUUGUUAACCUCAUUAACCAAUCAGAGCGCCGACUGCCUUGUUGCCAUGGUUACAUGGUUUCCCUUGGUUAUGCUUGGAUGAUUUAACACUCAGGUCACUGCUUUCAGAUGAUUGGCUCAUUGGAGUGUUCAACUCCUGCUGCUCACCUGUUUACCUGUAAGCCACGCCCCCUGAUCCAGCUCUACUAAUGCUUGAAGCUUCACUGAAACAGACGAAUGAUGGAGUUUACUCUGAUUCAGGCUCAGCUGGUUGAAUCUUUUAUAAGCUGGAAGAAAUAAAGAGUUUAAAAUGAA